Molecule: messenger RNA, 2668 nt
Organism: Enhydra lutris kenyoni (northern sea otter)
Lineage: Eukaryota; Metazoa; Chordata; Mammalia; Carnivora; Mustelidae
Product: scleraxis bHLH transcription factor
Exons: 2
Coding region: 46-666 (206 amino acids)
Biological process (GO): regulation of transcription by RNA polymerase II; developmental process
Molecular function (GO): protein dimerization activity; RNA polymerase II transcription regulatory region sequence-specific DNA binding; DNA-binding transcription factor activity, RNA polymerase II-specific
Source: RefSeq, a predicted model, not a curated record
GCAUGCGCUGCGCGAGGCGGAGCUGACGGCGCGCCCGCCGGCCCCAUGUCCUUCGCCAUGCUGCGCUCGGCGCCGCCCGGCCGCUACCUGUACCCCGAGGUGAGCCCGCUGUCGGAGGACGAGGACCGCGGCAGCGAGAGCUCGGGCUCCGACGAGAAGCCCUGCCGCGUGCACGCCGCGCGCUGCGGCCUCCAGGGCGCUCGGAGGCGGGCCGGGGGCAGGCGGGCGGGGGGCGGCACGGCGGGGCCCGGGGGACGGCCGGGCCGAGAGCCCCGGCAGCGGCACACGGCGAACGCGCGCGAGCGGGACCGCACCAACAGCGUGAACACGGCCUUCACGGCGCUGCGCACGCUCAUCCCCACGGAGCCGGCCGACCGCAAGCUCUCCAAGAUCGAGACGCUGCGCCUGGCCUCCAGCUACAUCUCGCACCUGGGCAACGUGCUGCUGGUGGGCGAGGCCUGCGGCGACGGGCAGCCGUGCCACUCGGGGCCUGCCUUCUUCCACGCCGCGCGCCCCGGCAGCCCCCCGCCGCCGCCGCCGCCGCCGCCGCCGCCCCGCGACGGCGAGAACGCCCAGCCCAAACAGAUCUGUACCUUCUGCCUCAGCAACCAGAGAAAGUUGACAGCACGCGUGAGCUCCUGGGGCCUGAACAUCUGGGAAAUUUAAUUUUACAAUUUCGGCUGUGCAGCAGCGCACUCUCCUCCCCAAACUGCACGGGGAAGCCGGGGUGAGCGUGGAAGGGGGUGCUUUCAGCACCCGCCACCUGAGACAGCACCCCCUGGGGAAGCCCAGAGGCGCGGGCUGGCACUGGGUCUGCGGCCAGGCCCUGACACUGACCCCUCCCCUCUGCAGAGCAAGGACAGAGACAGAAAGACGACAAUUCGGAGUUAGAGACGGACACCGCUGGGCUAGCCACAGAGAGCUCCCGUGGACCGGACUCGGGCACAGGCCUCCUGUGAGGGCGCCCAGCGAGCGAGCCUCGCCUCUGGCCACGGCGGGGCCAACGGACAGACAAGUGUGCGGGACUCUGCACGGGCCCGACGGGCCCAAGCCCACCGGAACCUUCCGUGCUGGCUUCCUACCUGGGUUUUCUUCUGGUCACUACAUGCUGGCAUCUUGUGUCUUUAAUACGAUAAUAUAAAGUCUGGAAACUUUGUAUAAUUAAAAACAAAACAGUAUUGUCCAACCGUGGAAGCACCCUGUUCUCUUGAACGGUUCUGAACCCAGCCUGAGCCCAGCCCUCACGGCGCCCUCCGUGCUCUGCUCUCUCCAAGCUCAGUCCUCCCGGGCCAUUGUCAGGGAAGGCCUCCACCCUUCAGGGGCUGGGUCAUCCCUCCCAGGCCUGAGGCAGAGUGAGGCACCUCCCCCGGGCCCCGGGGGCUGAAGGAGACAGAAGAGGGAGAGGAGGACAAGGAAAGGACGGAGGGAGCCCACUGCCACGCAGCAGGGGACCGGCCAAUCUGGCCUUGUCUCCGAGGGCCUGCCGGGCACCCAGGCAUCCCUGAAGGGGUGAGAAGGGCAGAGCUCGCAGCACGAUCAUGUCAAGCCUCGGCCUUUGCCCAGAGACCCACAGAGCGGACGCCUGGGGGAGGUGGAGUGAACGGCGCUGCCCAGCACAGCAGGUUUCCCAACCUGGGUAGGCCUAAGGGUGCAAGUCACCUGCGUUCACCCGAGUGCCCACCCUGAACCCCCAAACAGGGCUCUGAGUCCCACCCCUACUGGGCUGCCCUGGCUCCCCCACCCCCACGAGCUGUGAGGGGAGAGGAGCUCCGUGACCCCCCCACCGCUGCACCCCACCCAGCUCCUCCAAAGGCCCACCUGCUCGAGGGCAGGGCGAUUUGAGCCCCUCCGAGCUGCGCACAGCCGGGUGACCGUUAAAUCCCAGGUGACAGUUAUGCUCUCCCCGCACAGCAGGGAAGAAAGGCAGGGGCAGCCCUCUGCGAACCCCCUCCCUCCCCUCCCCCUCACUGGGCGGGGCGGGCCGGCAGCCUGACUUCCGGCCGGGCCAGACCACAGAGGGAAUGGCCGAAGGCGCCAGGUGCCAGCACUGGGCCCUCCGAGCCCUCAGCACAGGCUCCAGAGGCCCCCACUGACCCACCCUCCUGGGUCCCCAGGGAGAGGCCAGGUGCUGAGGCCCACGUGGGCACCCCAAUAGGACAGGGCCAGAGCCGCCCCCUCCUCUGCACCGAGGGGCUCCGGGGAACUGCGAAACAGGAAGCCGUGGUGUAAUUUUGGAGGAAACUCUCAAAGCCAGAGCCAUUAAGGGCCAGAGGGGGGCUGUGUCCAACGUGAUAGAAAUAUAACAGGAUAAAAAGUCGCCAUGGCAGGUUCCACUCCGAGAGAAACCCAACCCCAAGUUUCCUUUCCCUAAUCCUGCAGGAGCCCACAGCCGGCCGGAGGAGGGGGCUGAGAGAACCCCAGGGGGGAGUGUCGGGAGGGGCAGGUGCACCCCAGGCCUCUGGGCCUGCCUCCCCCACCUCACUGCGCACAGGGUGAUGUUCUGUGGGGAGGGUCUGUGGCCCACCCACCCCCCACCUACUGUAAUCACACGUCCACACCGGAGCCUGGGUGGGAGGAUGUGAACCUCCCUUAGGAAGCCCCGCCAAGACAACGAGCCCGCAAGUGGGCGCCCACCUCGAGGCCACAGAGCGGCGCGUGUGAACAGGGA